UAAGAGUUGUUUUUGAUGGUUCCGCACCUUCGUCCUCUGGUUUCUCAGUUAACGAUUUGCAGAUGAUUGGCCCAAAUGUACAGGAUUCUCUCUUCUCCAUUUUAAUUCGUGCCCGACAAUAUAAAUAUCUACUUACCGGUGAUGUAGAAAAAAUGUAUCGACAGGUUGAAGUCAAUCCGGAUGACAGAAACCUGCAGUUAAUAUUAUGGAGAGAAGACGAGUCUUUACCUAUCAAAACAAUGCAACUAAAUACUGUCACUUACGGUACAGCAAGUGCCAGUUAUUUAAGCACGAGAUGCUUGUGGCAAGUUGGUGAUGAGUGUACUGAUGAAUUAAUAAAAACUAUUAUUCAAAAGGACUUUUAUGUAGACGAUCUAAUUACGGGUUCAAAUGACGAGAUGGAAUUACAAUACAUCCAAAAUUCAGUGGCUACAGAAUUGAAUAAAGGAUGUUUUAAUUUACGUAAAUACAAAUCUAAUUUACCCAAUAUUAUUCAAAAUUCUUCCAACAUUGCUUCUCAGGGUAACCUGAUUAUUAGUGAAUCCUCAAGUACUCUUGGUCUAGGGUGGAAUCCUAAUAGCGAUACAUUACAUUUUCCUAUAAAUAUACCAAUUCCAAGCGAAACCAUAACAAAAAGAUUUAUUAUGUCUAAUGCUUUUAAGAUUUUCGAUCCUUUGGGUCUGUUGAGUCCUUGUAUAAUGCAGCCAAAACUUAUGCUUCAAAAGCUAUGGCAGCUUAAAGUUGGUUGGGACGAACCCGUACCUGACAACAUUGAGCAAGCCUGGCAGGAUUUUGCCAAUGGAUUACCAGUUCUGUCCAAUUUACAAAUUCCUAGAUUCGUUGCAUGUGUUUCGCCAAAAUUCAUAGAAAUUCACUCUUUCAGUGAUGCGUCCCAAGUAGGUUACGGUGCAUGUGUAUACGUGAAAACUAUAGAUAUCAACGGUGAAAUUUUAGUUAAGUUACUUUGUUCAAAAUCAAAAGUAGCUCCACUAAAACCUACUUCAAUACCUCGCUUGGAGCUUUGUGCGGCACUUCUUGCUGCUCGACUAUCCAAAGCAGUAAUAGAGUCAAUAAGGUAUGUUCCUGACCGCAUAAUCCAUUGGUGCGAUUCCAGCAUCGUAUUGGGAUGGUUAAAAGGAGAUAUAUCUAAAUUAAAAACAUUUGUGGCUAAUAGAAUAGGUGAAAUCCAAGAAAACACGCAGUCGUCUUCCUGGCGUUAUGUUCCCACUGCAGAGAAUCCUGCCGAUUUAAUUUCACGUGGUGUAAGUGCCGAUCAGCUGUGUCAUACAGACAUGUGGUGGGAAGGACCCAAAUUUCUGCAAAAGAAAGAAGACGAAUGGCCAGUUUUAAAACAUGAUAAUUUUAAUAAUUUACCUGAGCUUAAAGUGGUUGCUACGUCCGUCAUUGUAAACAAAUCAAUAAUAGAAAUGGAACGGUUUUCAAAUCUUAAUAGACUGCAAAGAUCGGUCGCUUAUGUCAAUCGCUUUAUAUACAAUAUAAAAAACCCCAAUAUCAAAAUAUCAGGCCCAUUAACUGUUGAAGAGUUGAACAAAUCUUUUAACUUUUUAUGCACUAUAUCCCAACAAGAAAGUUUUCCCAUUGAACUUAAAGCGUUAUCAAAUGAAAAAUUUUUGAAUACGAAAUCAAAAAUAUUAUCAUUGUCACCGUUUCUUGAUAACGAUAACUUAAUACGAGUGGGUGGGCGUAUAGACGCUUCAACCUAUCCAUAUAAUAAAAGACAUCCAGUUUUAUUAGAUUCGUCUCAUUAUUUAUGCAAAUUGAUAUUUAGAGCAGAGCACAUUCGCAACAUGCACGCUGGCCCACAACUGCUUCUAGCCACAGUCAGACAAACUGUUUGGCCCAUUAAGGGUAGGUUAUUAGCACGAGCAACUGUACGUAAAUGUGUACGUUGCCGACGAGUUUUAGGAAAGACGUUAUUGCCAAAAAUGGGUGAUCUACCCUCACAAAGAAUUACGCCAGAUUUUCCUUUUACAUCUGUUGGUAUUGACAUGGCUGGACCCUUUAUUACAUUAAAUCGAAAGGGACGAGGAGCUAAAUUAUCUAAGUCUUAUUUAUGUUUAUUUGUAUGUCUCCGGUACAAAUGCGUUCAUUUGGAGGCUGUAAGCGACCUCACUAAGGAUGCUUUUAUUAUGACCUUACGUCGGUUUAUAUGUCGUCGCGGCAAGCCAGCGGAAAUAUUUUCCGAUAACGGUCGUAAUUUUGUUGGAGCCGCUAAAGAACUUAAUGGUUUUCUAAAGACUAAUAAUGAAACAUUAUCUGAGUUUGCAGUUCAGGAAGGCAUUAAAUUUAUUUUUACUCCUUCUUACGCUCCUCAUUUUGGUGGUAUUUGGGAAGCAGGAAUCAAAUCUUCCAAACACCUUAUACGUCGUGUAAUGGGCAAUUCUCAUUUAACCUUCGAGGAACUUUCGACUCUUUUUGCACAAGUGGAAUCUAUAUUGAAUAGUCGUCCAUUGUGUCCCUUAUCCUCUUCCCCAGACGACUUCCUAUUCCUUUCCCCAGGGCACUUUCUGAUUGGAAAACCGCUGAAUGCUUUGCCAUCCCCUUGUCUAGAAGACUAUAAGGAAAGUUGCUUGCGUCGCCAUGCACCUCUUGAGCAAAUAAGACAGCAUUUUUGGCGAAGAUGGCAACAAGAAUACAUCUCUGAAUUACAAGUACGGACCAAAUGGAAACUUGAUACAGCCAAAGUAAAGAUUGGAGAUUUGGUCUUGCUGCGUGAAGAUACUCUUCCUCCGUUAUGCUGGCGUACUGGUCGAGUAACAAAAUUAUAUCCAGGACCUGAUGGAAUCUCUCGUGUCGCAGAUGUAAAUACAAAGACAGGAUGUUACCGGCGACCUCUUGUUCGCCUCUGCCCUCUUCUUGCUGAUGAAGACUAUUAACGAUGGAGACGAUUGAAGAGCGAGUCUUCAACGGGGGGAGUUUAUGUUAAUGACAAUUUCGUAAUUGCGUGCUCGGCCUGUUCGAGCAGGCGUUUCCUUUUUUAUUAUUGUCCUACCGUCCACUGUUGUAUUUACGGCACGGUGCCAUCUUGUUUUCACUUGGAUAGUUGUAACACCAUUCAGAACAUUAUUGUUAACAUUUAUCUCUAAUAAAAACGCACUUAUCAACCAGAGUUUAUUCUAAAAUAAAUUUCAUUGUGUCCACGA
This is a messenger RNA of Galleria mellonella (greater wax moth), 3164 nucleotides long. RefSeq lists its product as uncharacterized. The coding region runs from base 63 to 2897 and encodes 944 amino acids. The transcript has a single exon. Gene Ontology annotation, biological process: DNA integration. NCBI's taxonomy places the organism in Eukaryota, Metazoa, Arthropoda, Insecta, Lepidoptera, Pyralidae. The record is from RefSeq and is a predicted model, not a curated record. Gene Ontology annotation, molecular function: nucleic acid binding.